Molecule: messenger RNA, 2197 nt
Organism: Myxocyprinus asiaticus (Chinese sucker)
Lineage: Eukaryota; Metazoa; Chordata; Actinopteri; Cypriniformes; Catostomidae
Product: RING finger protein 223-like
Exons: 2
Coding region: 226-897 (223 amino acids)
Biological process (GO): protein ubiquitination
Molecular function (GO): ubiquitin protein ligase activity
Source: RefSeq, a predicted model, not a curated record
GUUUAUAUUUAACUUUUGAAGAACAGGUAAGGCCAGUUGGAGUUUAUUGGAAGACUGAAACAGACAGGUCUAGAGAAAGAUAGGCGGUGAAGUACUUGCUUGUAAAACCUUGUGUUCAGCCAGAUUUGGAUCUAGCUACAAGAAGAUCUCAAAGCAUCAACAAGGUUUAUAAGAAGAAAGAUAUUCUCUUCCAGUUUUGAGGUUUUCUGCUGAGCACACAGUAGGAUGCAGGAACCACAAGUGUCAACAGUAACACCUUCCGGAACAAUACAGCACAAACAAGAGAUAGUGCUCUCCAGGGAUGAUAUGGACAACGUCUGGGAUGCUGGUCCGGAGUGUUCAAUCUGCUUUAGUGCAUAUGACAACACCUUUAAGACACCAAAGCUUCUUGACUGUACCCAUACCUUCUGUCUGGAAUGUCUGGCACGUUUUGUGGCUAUUUUACCAGAGCAGGCGGGCACCCAGAUCACCUGCCCCCUUUGUCGCCAGCCAACAUCUGUGCCCGCACAUGGUCCUCCAGAUCUGGUCACAAGCCAGGAAGUUUUGGGUCAACUCCCAAGUGACCUGCAACAUGUGGAGAAAGUUUUCCUAGAUGGAAAGAGGCUGUGCUACUCAAAUCCAAUGAUAUCUAACUGUAUCUGUAUUGACAUCGGUGGGAAUAAACCAGAGGAGAAUGAGAGAAGAGAGGAGGGAAGAGAGGGUUGUGGGAGCAGGAUGCUGCGAUUCUUGGGAUUUCAAAGUAACUGGAAGAGGCUGGUGCUCUUCACUGUCAUUCUUUUCGUGCUGUUCCUCGUGGUACUAUGGCCUCUCCAGUGCUUCCUCACCAAUGGCUCCUUGUCAGUAUGUUUCAGGAACACAUCACAGACUCUUAGUCCUUCCAGACCUAUGAUGGGUUAAUAAGGCACGUUCAUGCACGUUCACACAGGAAGUUUGUGAAAUAAAGAAGGUUAUCUUUUAUGCAAACCUGGAUACAGUUUGAAUAUCACAAAUCAUGAAUAACAUUCAGGCUUCGGCCUAGGCAAAAUACUUUGUUGGACAGUUGUGAAAAGAAGGUACUAGAGGCCACAACAUGCCCUCAACAUUUACAGCCUGAGAUGUCAGUUAAAACCCUUUAUGUUAAAGGUGAUUUUUUUUUUUUUGUUUUGUUUGUUUUUUGUUUGUUUUUUUUAGCACAACUAGCAGCACCAAGUGGAAUUGCAAAAGUGAAGGGUGCAUUCCAUUUAGAAGUGAUCAUCCCUAUGCCCUAUUCCCUUCAAAGACUUUACCAUCCACUUUGAGAGCUCUGGAGGACAGACAAGGUGUAGGGUUCAAAAAUAACAUUUAUUCAAAAUUCACAUUUUAAGUCAUUUUUAAUGGAAAUUCAGUUUGAAGCGAUCUUACAGCAUGGCUAUCAUGUUCUCCCUUCAAAAUGCCCUUUGGAGGCUUAUUUAUCCCGUUUGAAAAGCAGGGAAUGGUUUGGGGUUUCCCAACACUCCCCCUCGUCCAGGGCCGUAGCUAGCGGGGUGAAAGGUGGAAAUGAUUCUAGGGGCCCACAGGUCCAGAAGGGCCCCACAACAAUUUCUAAACUGUAUUUUUUAAUAGGAAAUGGGCCCAGAGCAAUUUGCAGUCAGGGGGCCCAGAAUACUUUGCUACAGCCCUGCCCACGUCUGCCAUUGGUCGGACAAAGAGACAGUCCCACCCCAAACUCACGCCACGCCAUUGGUUGGUCUAUGUUGCCAGGCCGGGCUCAUCAAGAUGGUCAAACAAACAGAGCAACGGUGUGAAUGCACCACAGAGCCAGUGUUUACACUUUUUGGGAAAUCAGCUUAAGAAUGGCUUAUACAUAGUAUAAGUCUCUGACCUUAAAUUUCUACAUUCACCUAAGUGAAAGGAAAAAACUGUUUGCCAUUUAAUUGAUGUAUCAUACUUCCUAUAUUCCACUGUAAAUAUUUAAAAUGUAUUUCUGUAUUUAAAACCGAUUAACAAAACUAACACUAAGGUUAAACAGUUUUAAUAAUUGACUAUACAUUUACAAUAUUAAUUCAACUUCCUACUUAGAGAUUGUCUUGACUAAAACUCCUUAAUAGUUCUUUGUACAUUUUGUAAAAUACAAAAAGCAUACAAUUUCUUUUAAUAUUUUUAUGCUCUCUUAUUUGCUAAAUUGUUGUUGUGUGUUUUGAUUGUAUUAAGCACUUAUUGUAUUUAAGCACUUACAUUA